Fimicolochytrium jonesii is the source of this 1896-nucleotide messenger RNA. Its product is annotated as P-loop containing nucleoside triphosphate hydrolase protein. The transcript has 2 exons. The record is from RefSeq and is a predicted model, not a curated record. Bases 1 to 1896 code for a protein of 631 amino acids. Gene Ontology annotation, molecular function: ATP binding; ATP hydrolysis activity. Lineage: Eukaryota; Fungi; Chytridiomycota; Chytridiomycetes; Spizellomycetales; Powellomycetaceae.
AUGAGUCAGAACGUGGCCUCGUUGGAUGUCGGGCGGAAUGUGGACCUGAGGCAUGUGCAGUCCUCAAGCGGACCGAAAGCCACUACUGUCGACCAGCGGAAGCUGAGGGCGGCGGAAAAGAAGUUAGCGGAGAAGAAUGCGAAACGAGGACUGUACGACCCGGAUGCCAUCCCAGUCUGGAACCCAGACGUGAAGCCAGCGCUGAUUGUGAACCAGAUGAAGGCGUCGGGUGGAGCGGGCAGCUUGAGCAAGGACAUUAAAAUUGAGAACUUUGACAUUGCAUUUGCCGGAAAGAAGAUCCUACAAAGUGCGACGUUGACGCUGAAUCACGGGCGGCGCUACGGUUUGGUGGGCAAGAACGGUAUCGGAAAGUCGACAUUGCUGCGAGCUGUUGCACAUAAAGAACUGCAGCUACCGGCCCAUAUCAGGGUGCUUCACGUUGAGCAGGAAAUGGCAGGGGACGACACACCAGCAUUGGAUUCGGUGAUGAAAGCGGACGUGGAGCGGACCUCGCUCUUGGAGGAAGAGAAGACAUUGUCCGCAAAGUUAUCAAAAACAUCGACUACCACGGAAGACGCCGAGAAGUUCUCGAAACGUCUUAAGGAAGUGUAUCAAAGAAUGGAGGAGAUCGAGGCAGACAAGGCAGAAUCGAAAGCUUCCGCUAUUCUCAACGGUCUCGGAUUCACACCGGAGCAACAGAGAGCACCUACAAGGACCUUCAGUGGAGGAUGGAGGAUGCGUCUCGCGUUGGCGAGUGCACUAUUCUGUAAACCUGACUUGCUUCUUGCCGAUGAAGUAACGAAUUACCUCGAUUUCCCCGCCGUUGUAUGGCUUGAAAGAUACUUUCAAAAGUGGCCCGCGACGUUACUUGUCGUUUCCCACGACAGAUCCUUCCUCGACGCCGUUUCCACAGACAUCCUUCACCUGCACGAUGGUGCAUUGGACUACUACCGCGGAAACUUCUCCGUGUUCGUUGGGACCAAAUCCGAACGACGACGAAACCAAAUCCGUGAAUACGAAGCACAGCUUCAAUAUCGUAACCACUUGCAGGCGUUCAUCGAUCGCUGGAGAUACAACGCCAAACGUGCCGCACAAGCACAGUCAAAAAUCAAAAUCCUCGAAAAGCUUCCUCCACUUGAAGCGCCACCGAAGGAUGACAUGGAGGGCAUUGCAGGAGAAGGCCAGGACAUUUUCUUCCGUUUCCCAGACCCCGAAAAGCUCUCCCCGCCAAUCCUCCAAGUCGACGACAUUCGCUUCGGAUACACCGCUCAGCGCGAUAUCCUCAACGGCGUUUCCUUCGAUCUGCAAAUGGAUUCCAAGAUCGCCGUCGUUGGUCCUAACGGUGCCGGUAAAUCGACACUGAUCAGGCUUAUUACUGGCGAGGUGACCCCUCAGAGGGGUAUUGUGCAACGGCAUGGACGGUUGCGCAUGGCGCUGUUUAGUCAGCAUCACGUUGAUCAGCUGGAGUUGGGUGCCAGCAGUGUGCAGUUCUUGCAGGCCAAGUUCCCUGGCAUGCAGGAAGAGGAGUACAGGAGAGUGCUGGGACGGUAUGGCUUAACAGGCACGACGGCGCUGCAGCCCAUUGGAACGCUCAGUGGAGGACAGAAGAGUAGAGCGGUGUUUGCGUGGAUGGCGAUGAGCAACCCGCACGUGUUGAUUCUUGAUGAACCUACCAAUCACUUGGACAUGGACUCCAUCGAUGCGCUUGCCUCAGCCCUGCGCGAGUUCCGCGGCGGUAUCGCCAUCGUAUCCCACGACGAACGCUUCCUCGACGCCGUAUGCAAUGAAGUCUGGGUGUGUAAUGAGGGCAAGCUCACGCGGUUCGAGGGCAAGACCGGAAACCAGGACGGCGUCGUUAAGCAGUAUAAGGCUAGCUUGAUGAUUGACGAAGUUUAG